This is a messenger RNA of Myotis myotis, 5960 nucleotides long. RefSeq names its product Holliday junction recognition protein (gene HJURP). NCBI's taxonomy places the organism in Eukaryota, Metazoa, Chordata, Mammalia, Chiroptera, Vespertilionidae. Gene Ontology annotation, biological process: CENP-A containing chromatin assembly. The coding region runs from base 219 to 2459 and encodes 746 amino acids. Gene Ontology annotation, molecular function: histone binding. The record is from RefSeq and is a predicted model, not a curated record. The transcript is spliced from 9 exons. Gene Ontology annotation, cellular component: chromosome, centromeric region; nucleus.
UACGCACUUCGCAGGGUUCCCGCGCGGCGCUGCUGAUGACCAGGGACGCGAGCAGCCCGAGGGACAACCGCGCCGUUACUGCGCGCUCGCCUCGCGCACCCUCCCCCCAACACCUCGGAGCCCCGAGGAUGCGGAAACUCGGGCGCGAUUGGCCGGGCAAAAGCUCAGUUACCGUGUUUGAAAGGCCCAAUCAGCGCCCAGCCUCUCCACGCUAGCCAAUGGGAAACCGGAGGGGCGGGCCGGAAGGGCGGGGUCUCUAUUUGAACCUGGACGCGGGGAAAGGCUCCCGGGACGAUUUCCUGCAGGAAUCCUGGUUUGGGUCUCCGUGCGCCAUGGAGGUCGAGGUCUCAGGGGAUGACGUGCUGAUGCAGAAGCUCAAGAAAAGCCGCCACCGCUUCCAGAGGCACAUGCAGCAGCUGCUGGAGAAGUACAACCAACCCUUCCAGGAUGCCCCGGUGGUGCAAAUGUCCACGCUGACCUACGAGACGCCCCAGGGAUUGAGAAUUUGGGGUGGAAGACUAGAAAAGGAGAAAAGCAAAGGACAAAUCCAGGGCUCCCCGGAGCACAUAGUCGGCAGGAAAGAUGGCACCGUGCAAGCCACAGCUGGAGGUGACGAGCUGCCCGUGCCCUACACACAGGACCUGGGAGAGGAUUCAAAAAGCAGUGAUGUUGAUGCAACUUUAUACCAGGAAGAUCUGGCUGCUGGGGCCUUAAUGCCUGCAGUGCCUUGGAGCCCUUUGAAAGAUGAGUUAAGAAGGAAAUACUUGACCCAAGUGGACAUACUGCUACAAGAUAAAGGAUGUGCAGAGUAUGAUCAUGGAGACGGAAACGACACAUGUGUGACCCUGGUCCCUUCGCUGGCCUCGCCUCCCAGGCCUGCCCAUGGAUACUGUGGCCAUGUCUCUGAAGACAGUCCUUUUGAGCCAGCUGCAUCUUCACGCCUUUGCUCCCCAGACACGGUCAUAGUGCCCAGAAAUGACAGUGUCUCAUUGCAAGAGACCAGUGGUCACAGCUUCUUGAGCAGCCAGUCCUUUGUGGCUGGUGACAUUUGCAACGUGACCAUCAGUGACCUGUAUGCGGGCAUGCUGCACUCGAUGAGCCGGCUGCUCAGCUCAAAGCCCUCGUGCGUCAUCUCCACCAAAACCUUCAUUGUUCGAAACUGGGGCUCUCGGAGGAGACACGGGUGCAAGAGCAGAAUGAACAGAACAUAUUGCAGAGGCGGCAGGCACGCACGGAGGGACUCCCAGGAGACACUCGUGCCCUGCUCUGAGCCUGUGAAAGAGGUGGGGGUUUUAAGAGAGAGCCAGAACUUCCGAGAUCUUUCUGGCCAGAAGGCAGGAUUGAAAUUGGAAAAAGCUUUUCCUGAAGUAAACAAACUCCAAAUCUCAAAGGAGCUUAAGGGAACACCCCGGAAGUUGUCUUCAUUAACUUAUGUGGACUCUAGUGUAACACAUCGUCUUGAUCGGGAAAAUAGAUUAAUGACAUUAAAGUGGUUAAUUUCUCCUGUAAAAGUAGUUUCCAGAUCAAGAACGCUGCAGGGCCAGGGAGGGAAUCAUUACAGGGCGUUCGAUAGCAAAUUUAAGAAACUUCACCAGGAAUAUUGCCAAAGCCCCAGGAAGCAGCUAGGCCUGACCUACCUCCCCAGCUCCUCCUUUGGGGUCGAUGUGCUCAGAAGUGGUCUAGCAAGCCCCAGGAGCCCCCAGGGCUUAGAAACCCACCGGCCAAGUAGACCUCUCAGCAAAGCAAAAGUGAAGAGUCUAAAUGAGGCUUUUAAAAACCUGGGCAAACAGGCUAUUGACACAGGAAGAUGCCUGCCCCAAAGUGAUUCAUCUGCAUCAUUUUCCAAGACCGACCCCACAUGGAGCCCAGGCUGCUCUGACCCCCCAGCUGAUCUUUUCCGAGAAAAUCCUCUUGGAAUACUUAGGGAGUCAGUGGCACUCAGCAAAGCUAUUUCAGUGCCCGGGGUACAUCCUCUAGGCUCUGCAAGAGAUCGUUACGAUGGAAUCAAGGAGAAAUUUGACCAGCUGCAUCAGCAGUAUUGCCAAAAAUCACCUCAGCGGGCGAAGGUGCCUUCUUGUGCCGAAGCAUCUCCAGAUGAAGCAAGUGUGAAAGUUCAGAAUCAGACAGAAGCCUUCUUUAAAAAAUUAGAUCCAGACUCUGGCUUACUGGGACCCCGAAAAUUGUCACCGUCACUGCAGCGGAGCAUCAGAAGUUCACGGGACUCGACCACAGUUGAGCUCCAUCCAUCUCCGUGGUUCGAGCUGGCCGCCAGCUGUGGGCCUCAGCCCCACGCGAAAAGACGCCGCUUAUCAGACCCUCAGGUGUGUGGAAGGUGGGCAGAGUCCCAGGAUCCCUCUCGCAUGGUGGACCCGGCCAUCCCGAGGCCAGGGGAAGAGGUCUGCUCUUCCCCCGACUGGAAAGGGAAGAGGAAAGAGCACAUCUUUCAGGAUGGAAGAUAAGUGAUUUUGUGUUAGAAAACUCGAAGCUAAAAAUCUACAAUCAAGUUUUUUAGGGCAUUGUCCCACUGCCCCUUUAUUCUGUUUGUGUUUGUGCGUGUUUUUUUUAAUUCUCAAGACUUAGAAAUUGCUUCAGUUAUCUCCCCUUCAAAGCAGAUUUCAAUGAAAUUGGUUUCAUUGACAUGACUGACAGGUUCUUGGUAUAGAAAUUAUUGGAAUAAGGUUGCUCAAUGAAAAGUAUUAAUGGUAUCCUUUUGGGGCUAUUUUGCUCAUGUUUUCUUUGCUAAAUUUGGAUGUGCCAACAUCUCUUAUACUUCCCAUUUCCUGGGAGAAAUUGUUUGCUUUGAAAUACAAGUUUAAGCUCUGGGUACUGUGAUCUCUGAAGGAAAAUUCAGCUGCGUAGUUUUUAAAAUUCGGACCUGAGACUUGGCACCUUCCACGUGAGGAGGCAGCACAUUGGAGCACAGUCACCCAGACAAAGUCAUUUUCUGUGUUUUUAGAGGAAAGCAUGCUGUAGUGAAGCAUUCUUGUGAUGUUCCCCAAGUAUUCUUGUAGCCACAUGGUAGCCAUGACAUCUGACUCUUAUCGGAGCGGUUGAUAGCGGUUGAUAACAGAAUGUCUUCGUUAAUAAAAUAUUUCAAGUAUUCAGAACACAGUGACCAAACCCAGGUUGAGUAAUUGUUAUGCUGCCAUGUGCUAUGGAUUUCUUAUUUUAAAUAAAAUAUUACAGAUAAGAUUAGAUGUCUUCCCUAGGCUGUCACUGUCCUCAUAAUAAUGUGUACCCUUUUCCCCCCACAUCUGUGCCCUGGGACCUCAUGACCUAUGUGUAUUAGCUCAGGCCGCAUCACAAAGUACUACAGCUGGGUGGUUUAAACAACAGAAAUUUAUUUCCUGGUUCUCAGGCUGGACGUCAGAGGUCCAGGUGCCAGCAUGGGCUCCAAUAAGGACCCUUCCUGGAUUGCAGGCGGCGCCUCCUCACCGUGUCCUCACAUGGCAGACAGAGCGGGUGCUGUCAUAAAGGCACUAAUCCCAUCAUCAAGGCCCCAUCUCGGGCGCUCGCACUGAGGUUAGGGUUUCCAUGUGUGAAGUUGGGGAGACAUGUUCAGUCCAGAGCCCUGUGAAUCAGUAAGGAGGACUAGCAGGGGGUGCUGACUGGCUCAGACAAGGCUGGAGUGGCCCCUGCAGUUCUAGACCUUUCUUCCUUACCAGGAAAACUAUCAUUCUUGCCCCAAUCUGCUCGUGCCUUGGCUCACCCCAACCAGUGGGCCUGUGCUGAGGUCUCUGGCCAGGCCUCGCUGCUAGAGAGCCUAGAAAUUCAGGGUUUGAUGUCCUAUUAUCUAGCAGAGGGAGGUAAGGCAAAAGGGACUGGGCUUGCAUCUCAGCCAAUUUACAGCUCUGCCAAUAACGGACCCAUGAACUGUACAGAAUGGUGCCCUCUAAUGCAGCAGUCGCCAACCUGUGGUCCGUGAGGUCCGAAAGGUUGGCGACCGCUGCUCUAAUGUGUGUCACAUUUGGCUGGUAGAUGCCUUCUUUCCCUAUAAGAGUGGGGGCCCUGGGGCAGGGCCUGCACAGUAACCCGGCUCUCUGCCUGGCACAGCCAUGGGCAGUGGACACCAUCAGCAUGGAUGGGACCUAAAUGCCAGUGAAGACAAAGGUGGAUUCUGAUGCUUGGGGCUGCUGUUCUCUACAGUUUCUUGCUAGAAACAAUGACCUCUCCCUUUGCCCUGCUGUCCUGACUCUGGGAUAUCGUCACCUUACAGCCAAGAGUCUGCAUCCACGUGGCAAUGGAGGUUUAUUUCAGUGGAAAGGAGGGGACACUGAUUAUCUCAGAACAAUGCUUUCCUUACAAACUAAAUUCAAAGUGGUCUGCAUUGCUAUGGGCAGGGUGGGCAGUUUGCAUUUCACAUUCGGGCCACCUAGGAGAUUCCUUUGGGGGAAGCCAAAAGCUGGUGCCGACUGCAGGUAUCCAAGAUUUUGAGAGUCUCCAGGGCUGCCCUCUGCACCCCAGGAUCUGUGUCCAACUGUAGCUCCUGGAGGGCUGAGAGCACAAAUGGGAGGGUCAGGACCUGGCAGUUGGGCUGCGCCCCCUGCCCUCUGCUCUUGCCCACAGGCAGGUGGAGCUGUCUUCACACACAUCAGCCAUCUCUCAGGGCUUCCCUUCUCUAAGGGACAGUGGGAUCCCCAGAACCCCAAUUGCCGCCUGGAUCAGGGCGGAAGCAUUUUACUAAUGUUUGUGAAGGGGGAGGGGGCAGAAGCCCAGAACAAUUGUGCCCCCUCCUCCUCCCAACACCACCCCUCAAAGAGUUGUCUUCCUUGGAAAGCCCUCCAUAGGGCCAUCCAUCUCUCUGUGCCUGGUUACAACCCCCAACCCCCACAAAGCCCACAACCAAGGGUCAGCAAGCUGCUCCCUCAGCACUUCACUAAGCUCCCCACCUACAGUUGAGUCUCCACGACUUACAGUUCCGUAAUGCCACAAAGUCCAGCUUUUUCAGAUAAUGUUCAGACAUCUGCUUCAUAAUAACCCCUAAGUGAUAGCCAGAGAAGUGCUCAUCACAUAGGUAUUAGGUGAGUGAGAGGCCUGGCUUUACCUGACCAGGUGUCUGAGGAGUUUGUUGAGGACACCUGAGAAUCAGGCAUGUAGGCAGCAAGGUGAGACAGGAGCUCUGGACCUGACACCUGUCCCCAUCCCCUCCAGACCCAGGACUGACCCCAUGGCCUUCAAGGUCCCUCCUGCAUCAGGAGACAUCUGCCCGCUCACCUGCCAAGUUGCAGGAAGCGAUUCUGAUCCUUGACAAGUUACUUUUAAUGUAGGGCAUGGUUUCUAGCAAGAAACUGUAGAGAACAGCGGGCUUUUUCUGAGUCUGCAAAAAAACAAGCGAUACACGGAGCUGGGGCGGUUGCGGUCCCGGAUGGGAAUACAAAGUGUAUUGCCAUCUGUCUGAUGCAGGAGGGUCUGCCAAGGGGGCGAGUGACUCCGGGGUCACACAGCAAAUUGUCACUCUCUCUUAAGGGUGAUUUUUCAAGGAAAAGAAGGUGUUUUAUCUCCUAAGUUGCAGCCUCUGCUGCAUUAAACAGUGCCAUUGGGGUGUGGACUCCUGGGAUGAUUUACUAAGUGACUUCCUCCGUUCUCAAAGUGCCCAUUAUUCAUAUCCUUCCUCUGCCAAAGUCCCCAUCAUUGGACACUACAGACCUUCAGAGGAAACCAGGAAGGUUAUCAACCCAAGUUAUCAACCUGCUCUGAGUUAACAGCAAUGUGUUCCAUUAUCCAUUCUGCAGAAAACUCCUGGAGGGUGAAGCCUGUCGGAUUGGCUUUGGCCUGUCUGGCCCAGGGAAGAGAUUAUAUUCGUCCAAAACCCAUGCUGUCCAAUACAGUUGCCAGUGGCCAUGUGUGGCCCUUAAGCACGUGAAAGAUGGCUAGCCUGAAUUAAUAAUUUUUACAUUGAUUACAUGUUGAAACAAUAAAGACUUGGAGCUAUUGGGUUAAAUAAAAUCUAUGAUUAAAUU